Molecule: messenger RNA, 2502 nt
Organism: Arthroderma uncinatum
Lineage: Eukaryota; Fungi; Ascomycota; Eurotiomycetes; Onygenales; Arthrodermataceae
Product: stress response regulator SrrA
Exons: 9
Coding region: 1-2502 (833 amino acids)
Biological process (GO): regulation of DNA-templated transcription; phosphorelay signal transduction system
Molecular function (GO): DNA-binding transcription factor activity; sequence-specific DNA binding
Source: RefSeq, a predicted model, not a curated record
AUGUAUGCCAUGAGCGAUGAGCCCUGGUCGAACAUCCUCGUCUCGUCCAUCCUCGUAUCGCAUCUCAUCUCAUCGCAUCUUCUCCUUCUCAUCUUCGUCUUCAUCUUCGUUUUCUCGUCAUCUUCUCAUCCUCGCCCCCUCGGCCGGACAAGGCCGCUGGGCUCGCCGCACUUCAACCUCCACGCUCGUCUCUCUUCAUCCUCCUCUCUCGCUCUUCGUCUUCGUCUUCUUCUUCUUCUCCCUCUUCCUCGUCUUCUCCCUCCUCCUGUUCUCUUCGGCCGGCAAGGACAGACAGGAUCGUCUCUCGCUGCUCUGCUCUCUGCUGCUUACAUCCUUGUUGGUGGUCCAACGCCCGCCUCUCUGCCUCCGACCGCCCUCAAGACUACAUAUACACUUAACGAUUAUUAUCUACCCACGGUCAACUCACAGCUCUCCUCUCCAGCUUGCGCCAUGGACAACCCACCGCCCAGCGGCGGCUCGGCCGGUAACUCGAGCGACUUUGUUAGAAAACUUUACAAGAUGCUAGAGGACCCGUCAUAUGCGCAGAUAGUCCGAUGGGGCGACGAUAGAGACAGCUUCGUCGUGUUAGAGUGCGAGAAAUUCACAAAGUCCAUCUUACCAAAACAUUUCAAACACAGCAAUUUCGCCAGUUUUGUGCGCCAGCUGAACAAGUAUGACUUUCACAAAGUGCGCCAGAAUAAUGAAGAGACAGGGCAGUCGCCAUACGGCUCAAGCGCGUGGGAGUUCAAACACCCCGAAUUCAAAGCUGAUAACAAAGACUCUCUCGACAACAUUCGCAGAAAAGCACCUGCCCCGCGCAAACAGGCUCCGUCAAACGAUGACUCGAUCCCGACACAGCAGCUCGACCUCAUGAACCAGCAGCUCCUCGCGCAGCAGCAGCAGCUGCAGCACCUGGCGGACCGCUUCACCCAAUUCACGGUCGACCACCAGAUGAUGCUACAGGAGGUCAGGCGCGUGCAGAAAUCGGUCCUGGGUCACGAUCAGGUCGUCCACUGCAUACUCACAUACCUACACUCCAUCGAUGCUCGGCAUCGGCGGGAAUCACGCGCGGCCGCCAUGACGUUCCAGUCCCAGACAGACCUCAGUCCGUCACAGGUAGCCAGCAUGGACGAGGGGCCCUCGUCCCCCCUACAGCACGCUACGAAGCUACUCAACGAGAUGACGGCCGAAAACCAGUUCAAUUUCUCUGCUCUGGAAGGUAUCGCCGUGCCCACUCCGCCGCUAGACCAGUCUCAGCGUAACAAUGUCAAUGUCAACGGAGUCAACGGAGUCAACGGAGUCAACGUUGUCGGCGGUGUGGUCGGUGGCGUCGGUGUUGUCGGCCUGCCGCCAACCUCCGCAGCGCAGUCUUCUUCAAUGUCUUACUCGAAAAUGAACGGUGAGCUCGAACAGGUUGUCUACCCCGUCGGCGCCACCAACGGCAUAGAUCCAAUGUAUAGCGAACAUGUGAAUAAUAUACCAUACUCCCUGCCCACCAACGCGGCCGCCGGUCCAGGAAAGGAUAUGGAAGUGUCGGAUAUACGGCGACAGUACGCCGUUGGUGGAGAUGGGAGGAAGAAGAGCCUUUAUCCUGACCCCGGCUGGGUGCGUAGCCCGCACAUCCUGCUCGUGGAAGACGACCAGACCUGUCGACAGAUUGGCGGGAAGUUUUUGUAUUCUUUCUCCUGUGUGGUGGAUACUGCUCUCGACGGCCUCGAAGCCGUAAACAAGAUCCAGGAAGGCUCCAAAUACGACCUUAUCCUAAUGGACAUCAUCAUGCCGAAUCUCGACGGUGUCUCUGCCUGCAGUCUUAUUCGUCGGUUCGACAGUACACCAAUCAUUGCGAUGACUUCUAAUAUCCGAUCGAGCGAUAUAGAUCUUUACUUUCAGCACGGAAUGAACGACGUUCUCCCCAAACCAUUCACACGCCAAUCGCUCCUCAACAUGCUUGAAAAACACCUCAUGCCGCUAAAAGCUGUCAACGUCAACGUACCCGCUACGGGAAACCCGAUGGACGCACCACCGCCGCCGCCGCAGCAACAGCAGCAGCAGCCGACGCCAUCAGCAAACAACACACCCUCCGCCGCGGGCCCGGGUCCCGGUGCACUCGCGAGCUCCAUGCCCGUAGCCGUCGCCGGACUCCCGCCAACAUCUCAAGCCGUCAAGGACGAGACAUCACCGACACACUCUCCCUCGACGAUGGGACAGGGGAACUGGCAGAAUUCCCCCAUCACGCCGGGCCAGGCAGGCCAGUCCGCGUUCGACACUAAUGGAAUGCAAUACCCUCAGUCCCAAGGCCAGUCGCAGAGCCAGAAUCAAAAUAAUCAGAAUCACGUCAAACACCGUCGCCAGGCCUCAGAUAUGGCUGGGUUGGACGUUAAUUCCUACAAUAAGCGACAGAGAAUGUACCAUGGUUCUGGACCAGGACCGGGAUCGGGGCCUGGCCCGGGCCAGGGUCCGGCGUCAGUCGUUAAUCCGAUGCAGACCAGUCGCAUGGCGUAG